This is a messenger RNA of Culex quinquefasciatus (southern house mosquito), 2337 nucleotides long. It is a transcript of the gene bora, whose product is annotated as protein aurora borealis. Gene Ontology annotation, biological process: regulation of mitotic nuclear division; regulation of mitotic spindle organization; activation of protein kinase activity. Gene Ontology annotation, molecular function: protein kinase binding. The record is from RefSeq and is a predicted model, not a curated record. Bases 308 to 2164 code for a protein of 618 amino acids. NCBI's taxonomy places the organism in Eukaryota, Metazoa, Arthropoda, Insecta, Diptera, Culicidae. The transcript is spliced from 4 exons. Gene Ontology annotation, cellular component: cytoplasm; nucleus.
UGUUGUUGUGUAUUUAUGCUGCAGUUCGUUCAAGUGUGUGCGUGCGCCGGGAAAAUCCGCUCAAAAACGGUUAUCGACUUCGGUUGUGCUCUGCUGCACAGUUUAGUUUUUCGAAUCACAACCGACGACGACUGUCAACAGUCAACGACUGCUCCGGAGCAGAAUAAACGACUUUUUUUCUUUUAAGUUUAGUUAAAGUUUUCUUCCUGCAACUGCCAUUAAAUGAGUGAAUAAUCUGUGAUCAGUAUUUAGUUAAACGUUAGUCCAAAUUAACCGCCGCCGUUUUGUGUUCAUCAACUGUGCCACCAUGGACCCGGAGACGUUCCUGACGCCACGCAAGAUCUUCCAGAACGCGUUCAACGCGGCCCGGAAGUCGGCCUCCGGUUCCGGUUCCCCGUCCGUCUUCACCCCGACCCGGUUGGCCUCCCGCGGCGGUGCCGUCAACGGUCGCUUUCACCUGCUCCCGGCGGUAGUACAAACGCCACCCUCCUGCCGGGUCCUGCCCACCAAGGUCGUCAAUCCGUUCGAAUCGCUCGAGCGGCUGCACCUGCCCAUGAUUGCCAGCCCGUCCAUAUUUCACCGGCCGGCCACUCCGAGGGCUAGCAGUGGUGCCGGGACGGGGGAUGGUUCCGGCGGGACGGCCGUGUUCGAGUGGACCAUCGACGAGGUGUCCUCGCUGGGGCAGGCCAACUUUGAGCCGUACGAGUCGCAGUUCCUGCAGACGCCGGACACGGCCCGGGAGGCCAAGGCCCAGGCCGCCAUCAGUGCGUACUUCAAUGAGAUUAGCGUACCCAGCCCCGUCGACUGCCCGCUGCGAAACCAAAAAAUCAUCCUCAACGGUGCCGACUCGUCCUCCUUCAGCGGCAGCUUCGCUGGCCGCAAGUCCAAACGAAAACGGGACGGCAUCUGUCAGACGGUGCUCACCUUUCCACCGGUGCUGCCCCCGGAGGUGGAAGCCAUGCUGGCGCCCUACUUCAACUUCCACGAUAAUCAACAGCAAACCCACGACCCGAUCGACGAAACCGACGGCAGCUUCAUCGACCACGACGCCCGGGACGCGUCGCUGCGGCGUAAGCUGUUCAACUGCGCGAGCGAUUCAGAGGAGCCGGAAGACCGGGAAGACUCGCUGGAUCGGCUGGAUCUGCGCUGUCUCAGCCCGCCGCCUGUAAGUCCCGAGUUGGGCCAGGCCUCGGCGCAGAUCCUGAAGCGAUCGCGCUGCUUCAGCUCGUCCCGCGAGCUGGCGAUCGAUCCGGGCGAUAUUUCGCUCAGUCCGGUGGCGGGAACGCCAUCCACGCAAGCCGGCGACGACCGAGAGUCGUUCGGGGCGUUGUCGCCCAUUUCGAAGCGAUCGGAGUCGCCGUCGCCGAUGAAACCGGGCUCGAAUUCGACCGAGUUGCCCAGCGUGGAGGGGGAGGCUAGUGGAAGUGGGGGCAUCGAGAUGGGAACCGAUGCCAUUUACAGGAGCACGCCGGAACGGCCGCGGCCGGCUGGGCUCGUGGCGAUGAACUGCAGCAGCACCAACAGCCAGCACCACAUGUCGGUCGAGCUCAACGAUAGCCAGCAUCGGGUAUUCAAACCCAUCGAUCGAUCGGCCGAUCUCACCGAGGAGGACGACGUUUCCUACGAGGACAACCUGCUCGCCUCUUCCCAAUCCUCGAGCUCAAUCUCAACCUCCCAGCAGCACCCAACGACGCCGGUACGACGCCACGCUGGUCGCUCCCGCAGCCACCGACGCAACCGCAAGAACCUGUCCCACUCCUUCCUGCUCUACUCGGACGAACUGGACGAGGAACGUGAGGAGCAGCACGCCCAGUCCCACCUGCACCAGGAUCUACUAACAAAAGAAUUACACCGACGUAGCUUCAGCGGAAUCUUGGCCGCCUCUGGGAAGGAGAACGUGCGCCCGACCGCGACGGAAUCGGGACUGGCCAAAUCGGUUCCGAUCGGGGGCAAUUUUUACCGCAUGGAUAGUGGUUUCAACGAGGAGGAGACGACCCGCGGAAGCCAGGAGACUGCCGAGUACGAUGAGACUGAUGUGUCGAUGCAAUCGGACUUUUGCUGUGACGAGGCUGGGACGCCCCAGCGCGGUGCUGGUCAGCGACGGGCCUUGGCCGCUGGAGCAGGAGAUGGCCAGCAUCACGUGGGUUGCUCAAUAAGACUGUAAAUUUGCCUUUUUCGCGCGUGUAAUUUAUAUGACUCUUUGAAUUCAUCGAAUGAUUAUUAGUUUAAAUGUUCAGCUUUUCUAGGAUUAGUUGACGAAUUUAUGUUUCCUAAACUGUAUUUUAGACACAAAUGUAAUGUUCCAAUUUUAUGUUAUAGUAAUAAAAAAAAUUAAAA